AUGCUCUCUCUGCUUCCUUUUCUCUAUCUGUCCCUGGUCUGGACAAAAGCAGCAGGGGCAACAGAUCAUGCACUGCCUUUCAUGGAGUACCUGGACAGCAACGAUCUGGUCUGCCUGAAGUGGGGUUUUGAAUCUCUGCAAGGAAUUAUUACAUUUAAACUGGUGGUCAACACAACUGGCUGGGUGGGCUUUGGCUUGAGUCCGAAUGGAGGCAUGAAGGGGUCAGAUAUUGUCAUAGGUGGACUUGGAACCGAUGGAUCCUACUUCUCAGAUCGUCAUGCCAUAGGGAACUCUAUGCCUGUAGUGGACAAGAAGCAGAGCUACACUCUCCUGUCUCUAACUGAGAGCGAAGGACAAACCAUCAUGACCUUCAAAAGGCCUAUUCAGUUGUGCGAUGAUCAAGAUUUCCACAUCACUGCUAAACCCAUUAAGCUGAUAUAUGCCUAUGGAACAUCAGAUGAGAUUGCUUACCACGGGGUCCGCAGAGGAACCAAGCAGGUCAACCUGCUGAAUUACAUGCCCAGGACGACCCCACCCAACCUAGACAACUAUCUCAGCGCCAUAGUGGACAAUAUCACUGUCCCUUCCAGUCACACCUACUACCACUGCAAGGUCAUGAAGUUCCCAUACUUAAAUACAAAGCAUCAUAUAUAUCUGAUUGAACCAGUGAUUGAGCACCUUGACAUUGUUCAUCACAUGCUGCUCUACAGCUGCCCCCCCUUUGUGACGCAACCAUACGACAAGCCAUGUUUCAUGGGUGACAUAGGGGACUACUGCUUCAAUGUGGUGGCUACCUGGGGAGUGGGAGGAAGUGUAUUUGAGCUCCCAGAAAAUGCUGGUAUUCCUAUCGGAGGUGAGGGCAGGGAUACAUACUAUAGGUUGGAAAUCCAUUACAAUAACCCAACCAAUGAAACAGGCAGGACAGACAGCUCAGGACUGAGACUGCACUACACAGACCAACUCCGGCAGCAUGAUGUGGGCACCCUCUUCACAGGGCUGCAGCCAAUUGGACCUAUUUCAUACAAUAUCCCUCCAGGAGCACCUCAAUUCCAUAGUUAUGGUGUGUGUAAUACUACUCUCUUCUCUGAGUUCAUGAAUCAUGGGACAGACAUCCACGUGUUUUCUGUGAUGUUGCACACUCACGUGGUUGGGAGGAAAGUCAGAGUUGGCCACUUCAGAAAUGGAAAGCAGAUAGACUUCUUGGGCUUAGACGAGAACUACAACUUUGAAAUUCAAGAGGCUGUCCGUUUGGGAAAAAUCAAGACCAUCAAGCCGGGGGAUGAUAUUGUUGUGGAGUGCACCUACAACACUGUCAAUCGUACAGGAUUCACAAAGAUGGGGUUAGCAACUACUGAUGAGAUGUGCCUGGCCUUCCUGGUCUACUAUCCUGCAAUCAGUAUCCAGUCAUGUGUUAGCUACCCAAAUAUGACACAUCUAUCAAUGGACAAAAGCUAUGAAAUUGCUGAGUAUGAGAGUUUGCUGAAGGCUUUGCCACAAGUUCAGACGGUCUUUGAUGAUGCCAAACUCACACAGUACCCGAAUGGCAUGGUCAGGGAGUUGAUGAAAACGCCGACUUUCACUUGUGAGGAUUCCAAUGGGUCCAGCAGACUAGGCACUUUCUGGAUUUUGAACCCAGCAGCAGGAGUCAUACUUCUCUGGAUUGUAUUAAUGUGA
Messenger RNA from Scomber japonicus (chub mackerel), 1674 nucleotides. It is a transcript of the gene moxd1l, whose product is annotated as monooxygenase, DBH-like 1, like. Gene Ontology annotation, molecular function: copper ion binding; dopamine beta-monooxygenase activity. The coding region runs from base 1 to 1674 and encodes 557 amino acids. The transcript is spliced from 13 exons. Gene Ontology annotation, biological process: dopamine catabolic process; octopamine biosynthetic process; norepinephrine biosynthetic process. NCBI's taxonomy places the organism in Eukaryota, Metazoa, Chordata, Actinopteri, Scombriformes, Scombridae. The record is from RefSeq and is a predicted model, not a curated record. Gene Ontology annotation, cellular component: secretory granule membrane.